AGAUUCAUAAGAGUGAAGACACAAAGAACAAGACUGGAGAGACGCUGGAGGCGGCAGCAGCAGCACCAACCUGUUUCCACGCAGGAGGAGCGCACUCCAACACCAAGACUCGUCUCCAGACAUCCCAAAAGAGUAAACUUCUGUCACAACCAGAAGAGGACCGAAAAAAUCCUGAUGAAAGUGAUUUUCGACUAAAUGCUCGCGCGUUAUUUGUGCGUAAAAGUAAGAUUUGCGCUGGUUGAACGAUGCGCUCCUGAUUUGGAUCAACGCGCAGUGAUAAAGGGCGAUUCUGCACUCGGAAGAAUUAUGUAAGGUUGUCCGGACGCCUUAGCCUGCAGUAUAACCCACAGACGCAGCCAUGAAAUCUGUGCUUGAUGGCGUGGCGGACACCACCUUCCGGACUAUCACCUCUGGUUUACAGUAUCUGGGCUCCAAUGAUGCCAACUACGAUGACCCCAUCAGAGAUGUAGACUUCAAGGGCGGCUUCUCUGUGCAGAAGCCUCUGUCUGCUUUCCGCAGCGACUCCUUCCCAAACAAAGUACCUGCAGAGGAAGAGUUGAUCCUGAAGGGCAUCCCGUUCCUCCCCACCAAUGCCACGGACUUGUUUGGCAACAGGAGCACAAUCAGAGAUGAGACUAAUAAUAUACAAUGUGGGGAGAACUUUAUGGACAUGGAGUGUUUCAUGAUCCUGACCCCCAGCCAGCAGCUGGCUGUGGCUGUGAUGUCUCUGACUCUGGGUACCUUCACGGUGUUGGAGAACCUGGUUGUGCUCUGCGUCAUACUGCAGUCCCGCACCCUCCGCUGCCGGCCGUCCUACCACUUCAUCGGCAGUCUCGCUGUGGCCGACCUGCUGGGUAGCGUCAUCUUCGUCUACAGCUUUUUGGACUUCCACGUUUUCCACAGGAAGGACAGCCCCAAUAUUUUCCUCUUCAAGCUGGGUGGAGUCACAGCGUCGUUCACAGCGUCGGUGGGGAGUCUUUUCCUCACUGCCAUCGACCGCUACAUCUCCAUACACCGGCCGCUCGCCUACAGGCGCAUUGUGACACGGACCAAGGCAGUCAUAGCCUUCAGCAUGAUGUGGGCCAUCUCCAUCAUCAUCGCAGUGCUGCCCCUGCUGGGCUGGAACUGUAAGCGUCUCAAUUCUGUUUGCUCAGACAUAUUCCCCCUCAUCGACGAGAACUACCUGAUGUUCUGGAUCAGCGUAACCAGCGUGUUGGUUCUUUUCAUCAUCUACGCCUACAUCUACAUCCUGUGGAAGGCCCACCACCACGCUGUGCGGAUGCUGAGCCGUGCCUCCCAGAAAAGCCUUGUCAUCUACUCCGCCGAUGGGACUAAAGUGCAAACCACACGCCCUGAUCAGGCACGCAUGGACAUUCGUCUGGCUAAGACCCUGGUCCUUAUCCUGGUGGUACUGGUGAUCUGCUGGGGCCCACUGCUCGCCAUCAUGGUCUAUGACCUCUUCUGGAGGAUGGAUGAUGACAUCAAGACAGUAUUUGCAUUCUGUAGCAUGCUCUGUCUGCUCAACUCCACCGUCAACCCAAUCAUCUACGCCUUGAGGAGCAAGGACUUGCGACAUGCCUUCCUCAGCUCGUGCGGCGCUUGCAGGGGCAGUGCCCAGCAGCUGGACAACAGCUUGGAGUCGGACUGCCAGAACAGGAAUGCCAACAUUUCCGCCAAAAGGGCUGCAGAGAGCUGCGUGAAGACCACUGUGAAAAUAGCCAAAGUAACCAUGUCCGUGUCGACUGAAACGUCCGCAGAAGCUGUCUGAUCGGCCGUCGCAGGGAAAACGUGUAAAUGUCAUCCUCCCUAAGCGGUGCCAUUCCACGUGAGAAAGCAGAGGUCGGGCCUCUCCUGAAAGUGUUGACAUCCAUCCUCACGUUAACGCUUGAGUGGCUCCAUAAUUUUAUGUUUGUCUAUGAGUACAUAGUGUGCCAAAGUGCCAAAGGGUGUUGCAAGAUCGUAGUAAGGACUCCCAGGUGGAAAGGAUCAUGAAAGAUGAUCAUAAGUUUACCAUCGACUUCAUGAAAACCAGUUAGCAAAGGCAUAUUAUAUUUUUGUACUGUGAAUUCAGGUUUAAAAGAGAAUAUACCUUCAUUUAUGGGAAAAGGGGCUAAUGAAUUUUCCAGUAGAGACGUUUUACAGUCAUUUAGAGAUGAACAUGUGUCUUGCACCGUAAACACAACAAAACAUAGCGCCUUGACUUUCUACAGGCUUCAUGUUGCAACUGAAUAUUUCUAUAAAUAAAUAGAAACAAUAAUUUCUCUUUUUUUCUUCCAAAAUUGCCAUCAAACACUCUUUUUUGUGUUUUCUGCAUCACUCAGUGAGUGGCUAAUGUGUGAACAGAUUUUUCAGAAAUGAUCACGAAACAAAAAAAGUACAAAUGUGGUGAAAUAGAUGCACACACUUGAGUUUGUGCGAUCAGAGGUGGCUUUCUUCUCUCCUAGCUGUUCUCCUUGAUGGGUACCACGUCUCUGCUCUAACCUCUACCCAUCCACUGUACAGUGUUGCUUCCUCUCAAAAUGAAGUGUUCCAAUUCAGCCAAGACGACAUCAACGCCAAGCUUUUUGGUCGAAGCUUGAACAGAUGCAGUGUGCUGGUCACUACUGCGGGAAACUGAAGUGCUUUCUGAAAAUAGCUGCUUUCAUCCGAUCUACGACUUUACUGGAUUUAGCCUUGUGUGUGUGUGAAACCUUGUGACUUGGUGGUCCGUUUCUAACCCCAGAGCCUUUUGAUCAUUGCAGUGAGUUGUUUUAAUGCUACUGUUGCAGCGGGAGAUCAUUUCGGGGAAGAAAAGAAACCCAUGCACAGAGCUGGUGAAGUAGUUUUGGCGUAACUCUUAAUAAUAAUAAUAAUAAUAAUAAUAAUAAUAAUAAUAAACAUGUCUGCUGUUAAUUUUUACUUCUCAAAAAAAUUUAAAUAAAGAAACCACGAAUGUCUUUAGCUGGUAACUUGAAGGGAAGCUUGUGUGCGAGGAUUACGCAGAAGUUAAAACUGACCUUAAAAGGCGAGAGGGUGCGAUUUGUUGAACGUAGAGUCUGUAGUACUAGAAACCUCACAGCACAACUGUUCUGUAGACAUUUAUCUUGGUGUGAAGUUAUCCAGACUGCUGUUUCAGUAUGCUUUGCUGCCUCCUGUAAUUUUAAAUAUUAAAAGUCAAAAUGUCAACUUGUCAAGUGGCUUCUGUACCUUGGUGGCAUAAUGAGGAAUCUAACUUCAAGAUCACAAUCGGUCAAGUGUUUUGUUUAUUUUUUAUUAUGACUGUGUUAAAACUUUUAAAUAAAGUUGCAGCUGGUGUCA
Messenger RNA from Nothobranchius furzeri (turquoise killifish), 3297 nucleotides. RefSeq names its product cannabinoid receptor 1 (gene cnr1). NCBI's taxonomy places the organism in Eukaryota, Metazoa, Chordata, Actinopteri, Cyprinodontiformes, Nothobranchiidae. Gene Ontology annotation, molecular function: cannabinoid receptor activity. The record is from RefSeq and is a predicted model, not a curated record. Gene Ontology annotation, biological process: regulation of metabolic process; adenylate cyclase-activating G protein-coupled receptor signaling pathway. Gene Ontology annotation, cellular component: plasma membrane; cytoplasm.